Kogia breviceps (pygmy sperm whale) is the source of this 2574-nucleotide messenger RNA. RefSeq names its product protocadherin beta-17-like. NCBI's taxonomy places the organism in Eukaryota, Metazoa, Chordata, Mammalia, Artiodactyla, Physeteridae. The record is from RefSeq and is a predicted model, not a curated record. Gene Ontology annotation, cellular component: plasma membrane. Gene Ontology annotation, molecular function: calcium ion binding. Gene Ontology annotation, biological process: homophilic cell-cell adhesion.
AAGAGCUAACUCAAGAUUACUGAACCAAGAUAGCAGAGUUGGCUGCAAAGCAAUUAUUUUGUGAUUAAAUACUGCAUCUUUUAGACCCGGAGGAACCAUGGAGACGCCGCUAGCCAAAGCGACGCAAAAAAGGCAAGUGACUACCAUUAUUAUUCUAUUACUAUUGUGGGAGGUGCGUGGUGCAGUCAUUAAGUAUUCCAUUCUAGAAGAGAGACACAGCGGCUCAUUUGUGGCCAACCUAGCAAAAGAUCUGGGGUUGGGCUUAGGAGAGCUGGCCUCGCGGGGCGCCCGGAUUCUUUCCAAAGGGAAUAAACAGCAUUUGCAGGUCGAGCACAAGAGUGGGAAUUUGCUCCUAAAAGAAAAACUGGACCGGGAAGAGUUGUGCGGUGAAAUGGAUCCAUGUAUACUGCAUUUCCAGGUGUUACUGAAAAACCCGGUGCAGUUUAUUCAAGGUGAAUUACAGCUCCAAGACGUAAAUGACCAUGCCCCUGAGUUCCUGGAAAAUGAAAUCCUCCUGAAAAUCUCAGAAAGUAGCCAUACAGGGACCGCAUUUCCUUUGAAAAUAGCUCAAGAUUUAGAUGUGGGCCGUAACACAGUUCAGAACUACACAAUUAGCACCAACUUCCAUUUCCACCUUUUCACUCGAAAUCGCAGCGACGGCAGGAAAUACCCAGAGCUGGUGCUGGACAAAGAGCUGGACCGUGAGGAGCAGCCAGAGCUCAGGUUAACCCUCACGGCGCUGGAUGGCGGGUCACCGCCAAAGACUGGGACUUCCCAGGUUCACAUCAUGGUCCUGGACAUAAAUGACAACGCCCCUGAAUUUGCUCGGCAGCUCUACGAGGUGCAGGUCCCAGAGAACAGCCCUAUAGGCUCCCUUGUCAUCACUGUCUCUGCCAGAGAUUUGGAUGCUGGGACCCACGGAGAGCUCUCCUACUCAUUUUUCCAAUCCUCAAAUCAAGUCAUUCAGGCCUUUGAAAUCAACACAGUCACGGGGGAUAUUCGAUUAAAAAAAAUGCUGGAUUUUGAGGAAAUUCGAUCUUACCGUAUGGAAAUUGAGGCCUCAGACGGCGGGGGUCUCUCAGGAAAAUGCACUGUAGCCAUAGAAGUGACGGAUAUAAACGACAACGCCCCUGAAUUGACCAUGUCAUUACUCAUGAAUGAUAUCCCAGAAAACACCCCUGACACUGUGGUCGCUAUUUUCGGAAUUUCAGAUCCAGACGCCGGGGACAAUGGCAAAAUGAAGUGUUAUAUCCAAGACCAUCUCCCCUUCCUUCUGAAAAUUACUGUAGAAAAUUUCUACACUUUGGUAACAGAAGGAGCGCUAGACCGAGAGAGUAAAGCCCAAUAUAAUAUCACCAUCACCGUCACAGAUAUGGGGACACCGAGACUGAAAACCGAGCACAACAUAACCGUGCUGGUGUCCGACGUCAACGACAACGCCCCCGCCUUCACCCAGACCUCCUACACCCUGUCCGUCCGCGAGAACAACAGCCCCGCCCUGCACAUCGGCAGCGUCCGCGCCACAGACAGAGACGCGGGCGCCAACGCCCAGGUCACCUACUCGCUGCUGCCGCCCCUCGACGCGCACGUGCCCCUGGCCUCCCUGGUGUCCAUCAACCCGGACAACGGCCACCUGUUCGCCCUGAGGUCCCUGGACUACGAGGCCCUGCGGGCGUUCGAGUUCCGCGUGGGCGCCGCCGACCGCGGCUCGCCCGCGCUCAGCAGCCAGGCGCUGGUGCGCGUGCUCGUGACGGACGACAACGACAACGCGCCCUUCGUGCUGUACCCGCUGCAGAACGCCUCGGCGCCCUGCACCGAGCUGGUGCCCAAGGCGGCCGAGGCGGGCUACCUGGUGACCAAGGUGGUGGCGGUGGACGGCGACUCGGGCCAGAACGCCUGGCUGUCGUACCAGCUGCUCAAGGCCACGGAGCCCGGGCUGUUCGGCGUGUGGGCGCACAACGGCGAGGUGCGCACGGCCCGGCUGCUGAGCGAGCGCGACGCGGCCAAGCACAGGCUGGUGGUGCUGGUCAAGGACAACGGCGAGCCGCCGCUGUCGGCCAGCGUCACGCUGCACGUGCUGCUGGUGGACGGCUUCUCGCAGCCCUACCUGCCGGCCCCGGAAGCGGAAGCGGCGGACGCGGCUCCGGCCGCCGCGCUCACCGUCUACCUGGUGGUCGCCUUGGCGUCGGUGUCGUCGCUCUUCCUCUUCUCGGUGCUGGUGUUCGUCGCGGUGCGGCUGUGCAGGAGGGGCGGGGCGGCCUCGGUGGGUCGCUGCUCGGUGCCCGAGGGCCCCUUUCCGGGACACCUGGUGGACGUCAGCGGCACGGGGACCCUGUCCCAGAGCUACCAGUAUGAGGUGUGUCUGACUGGGGGCUCUGGGAGCAGGGAGUUCAAGUGUCUGAAACCUCUUGUCACCAAUAUCAUGGGUGAAGGGGCUGGUACGGACACCGAGGAAAACUCGAACUUUAGAAACCAUUUUGGGUUCAACUGAGAAUCUCACUUGACAAGACGUGAUAAAUGAUCAUAUUCACUAAUGUAUUAAUUUCCAACCCUUUCAUUCACAUAGAGCUUACA